UGCAUUGCACCUUCACACACGCGCACACACUUGUCCUCUUACACUCACAUCCACUCUUCGUCCUCCCCCGUACAUACUUGCUGGCUACUGCGACUACUGCUCUUACUUACGUACUUACAUACUGCUUACUGCCAUUACUUACAUACAUACCGUCCUGCCAGUCUCCUUUCCAGUCAUCAUACAUACAUACAACCUGCCCAUACAUACAUACAACUGCCACUACCACACAGAUCUUCCCCCCUCCUCCUGUUUCUAAAGGAAGAACACCCCUGCUGUCUGCUUAUCCUUGGCCAAAAACGACCCGUGGGACGUGACUGUCGACUCACAUCAUCCUGCAUUUGUCCUCUCGUUCCCCCCUCCUCGUCCCGUCAUUUUAAAGCAACAGUCCUCGCUCACUCGCUUUUACCAAUGUCCAACAAUCCCCACGAUCUCAGCGACCCUACGCGACAGGGACAGUAUCCACCACCUCAGUGGAACACUAGUCAACCCGAGGACAACCCUUCGGUGCACUAUCCGCCUGCUUCUCAGUAUCCGUAUCCUCCGGCUUCCUAUCCUCCUCCGACGGCCGAUCACCAAUACCCGCAUCCCCCGCAAUCGCAGUAUCCGCCUCCGCCUAACAUGGCUGCAAUCCAUCCCCACGUCCAGGGCCCGCAAGACCCGUACCGUCUUCCUCCACCUCCUGGUUCUUAUCGUCCAGAUAUCUAUACACAGGCGCCUCCUCCACCACCCCAGGUAGUCUAUCAAGCUGCCGCCCCGCGUCAACGGACUGCCAUCGCUUGUCGUUACUGUCGGAGACGGAAGAUUCGUUGCUCGGGAUUUGAAAGCUCUCAAGAUGGACGCUGCAGCAAUUGUAUCCGGUUUAACCAAGAGUGCAUGUUCACCCCUGUCUCAUCGCAAGCGCAGGCUUUCGUCCCCGCCCAUGCUGCGUACCCACACCUGCGCAAUCCGCAAAACCAGAAUCGACCUGUCACGCUAUAUGGAGCGCAUGGCCAACCGCUCCCGCCCCAACAGCAACCGCAAGCCGACCCGACUCUUCCACCACCGCAAGGAAUGUACCAACAUUAUCCGGGCGCCCAUGCCCCCCUUGCAUCAGGAGCACCGGAUCAUAGGCCUGGACGUCGAGGUUCUGGCUCCGGUUACGACUAUCCCGAUCCCACCAACUUGGCUCCGGUAACACCUGUGACCUCAGCAUCUGGCUAUCAAACGCACAAUGCCCCUGGUCCAUACUACCCCGCGCCGCCGCAGCAUGACCGCCGCCCUUCGCCGCAAUCAAGUUAUCCCUACGACAGCCGCCAUUCCUCCUCGCCCCACAGUUCGCCCUAUCCUCCGAUGCAUCCCACUCAGGGUGCAAUGACCCCUCCGCCCACUUCCACUCCAGGUGGCUCAACUCGUGCAGGGCUCAAUGUGCGUGACAUGCUGAACCCAGGGGACAGCCAAGGUCGCUCUAGUACCGAUAGUGAUAUGCUCAACGCAUUGAACCGUCGGGGUCUGAACCAAUAAACACCUCCACCGACAUUUCCCAGUCCGCUUGUGAUAGCCUACAGGGAGGGUCACACGCGUGCAAUGUCGUGCGGGGAGGGGAGCUCCAGAAUGGAGAUAAGAAUGAAACUCGAUUCUAUGUUGGUGGUUGGUGGAUGCGCGUGGUUCGUGUGCUGGUCACACAUUCCCCCACAUGGCGCGGUCAAUACGUUGUUGCGCGUGUGCUGAUUCAGUAGCGGUCUUCAUACUGUUUCUUGGACGGGAUACGGGCGCAGCGAGUAGACGCAAGGGAAAAAAAGGUUGCAAUACGUGUGAUGUGUGAACGGAUUUCCUCUUUCUAAAGGCGCCUUCUGG
Molecule: messenger RNA, 1833 nt
Organism: Aspergillus homomorphus CBS 101889
Lineage: Eukaryota; Fungi; Ascomycota; Eurotiomycetes; Eurotiales; Aspergillaceae
Product: Zn(II)2Cys6 transcription factor domain-containing protein
Exons: 4
Coding region: 409-1500 (363 amino acids)
Biological process (GO): regulation of DNA-templated transcription
Molecular function (GO): DNA-binding transcription factor activity, RNA polymerase II-specific; zinc ion binding
Source: RefSeq, a predicted model, not a curated record